AUGGCCUCUUUUCACGAAUCACAGAACCUUUCUGAGGCCGCCUCACAGAUGGCAGAGAAACCGCCUCAAAAAGGCUCCGUUAACGACGAGCUGACGACGAAAACGAACUCACCCACAACCUCGUCAUCUUUCCCAGAGGGCGGUCUGAGAGCAUGGCUGACUGUUCUUGGAGGAUCUAUGGUCGUCAUGUGCACAUUUGGCAUCGUACAGUCCUUCGGUGUCUUCCAGGAUUACUACACGCGUGUGUCGCUGAAAGAGCACAGUCCGUCCCAGAUUAGUUGGAUAGGCUCCUUCCAACUCUUCCUGCUCUUUGCUGUCGCUCUGCCGUCUGGUCGCCUCUAUGACGAAGGAUUCUUCCGGGCGUUCUUUACAUUCUGGGGUCUUUUCUUCCCGUUCUUCUAUCUCCAGCUUUACGGUUCCUUGCAUGGAGUAUCUCAUAGCUUCACGAUCUACAUAAUCCCCAUCCUCAACGGUGCUUCGUUGUUUGGUCGAACAAUACCCAACUUCCUCGCCGACUACUAUGGCCGCUUCAAUGUCUUCUAUCUCCAGCUUUACGGUUCCUUGCAUGGAGUAUCUCAUAGCUUCACGAUCUACAUAAUCCCCAUCCUCAACGGUGCUUCGUUGUUUGGUCGAACAAUACCCAACUUCCUCGCCGACUACUAUGGCCGCUUCAAUGUGAUCAUCCCGAUGACCACGAUUGCUGGCCUCCUGAUGUUUGCCAUGUUUGGCGCGAAGACGGAGCACGGCAUCGUUGCGUUCGCCAUCCUGUAUGGGUUCUUCUCCGGGUGCUUCCUUUCCAUGGCGGCACCAAUGCUCACUGUAUUUGCGAAGAGCGUUGAUGAGGUGGGGUACGCAUCCCGUCUUCCCCCUCUUUUGCUAGAGCCAUAUGUGACUCACGACACGCGCUCGGACCUCUCUAGCAUCCGCAUCGGAUUCGCCUGCUUCAUUUUCAGCUUUGCCCUCCUCACCGGAAACCCAAUAUCGGGUGCGCUCUUGCGUGCGCCCGAAUAUCUGUGGAGUCACGCAAUCAUAUUCAAUGCGGUUAUGGUCCUGUUUGGAUGUUUCUUGUUGACGGUGUCUCGAGCGAUGGUGGCCAAAGCGAAGGGCACACAAUGGGUUUAG
Dichomitus squalens LYAD-421 SS1 is the source of this 1122-nucleotide messenger RNA. RefSeq lists its product as uncharacterized. Gene Ontology annotation, cellular component: fungal-type vacuole membrane. The transcript is spliced from 11 exons. The coding region runs from base 1 to 1122 and encodes 373 amino acids. The record is from RefSeq and is a predicted model, not a curated record. Lineage: Eukaryota; Fungi; Basidiomycota; Agaricomycetes; Polyporales; Polyporaceae.